This is a messenger RNA of Protopolystoma xenopodis, 318 nucleotides long. The record is from the annotation of a GenBank genome assembly. NCBI's taxonomy places the organism in Eukaryota, Metazoa, Platyhelminthes, Monogenea, Polystomatidea, Polystomatidae.
AUGCUGCAAUUGAAUCCGGAAGACGGUAUUCUUCAGGCCACCGCCUCACCAGAGCAACACGAGCAGGGAAGCGGUGCACAGCCCGAAAAUGUGGAGCACAAAUACGACAUUCAGCUUCCGGCAAAGACAGUGAGACAGACGAAGAUACCAUUUUUUACCGUCUUCACGGUCUGCCAAUCUGAUGCAGACCUCCCAGCUCUCUUCGUCACCAGUCCCAUUCGAAUCCCACUCGAAAUGCCCAUUUCAGCUCGUUGGGCGACUCGGCUCGAGCCUACAGUCCCGUGGGACGAUUCGUUGAGGUGUGGAGGACGCGAAUAG